Molecule: messenger RNA, 444 nt
Organism: Yamadazyma tenuis ATCC 10573
Lineage: Eukaryota; Fungi; Ascomycota; Pichiomycetes; Serinales; Debaryomycetaceae
Source: RefSeq, a predicted model, not a curated record
GGCACUCACAGAAAACUAUAAUGGGCGCUGCUUACACGAUUUUUGGAAAACAAGUUCCCUCCCACAUCCUUGCUAUUUUGACCUUAGGAUCUGUGGCCGGAGUGGUGGCUUACCCCCGGUCCAAGUCCGAGGCCACGCCAACCCCCACUCCAGCUCCCGCAGUGACGGUUGCCUCCAAGGAAGAUGAUUUCGACUUGGAAAAAUUCAUCAAUGAUUUGUCCAAGGAAGAAACUAAGUAGAAAUAUACAGACUUUGGUUAUCGGGGUAGCGGCUCUUUGUAGUGUCUGCCCGUUGGAACUCAACUUCAAACCUCAACAAAGGUGGAAUGAUGUAGAACAAUAUGGCAGUAAUUUGAUGGGGAAAGACUUGGAACAAAAUGGCAGUAAGGAAGAUAACAGUUUAGCCUGCUUCCACACACGUCAAGUUCAACAGUGCCUUGAAUGU